This is a messenger RNA of Phanerochaete carnosa HHB-10118-sp, 1263 nucleotides long. RefSeq lists its product as uncharacterized. The record is from RefSeq and is a predicted model, not a curated record. The transcript has a single exon. The coding region runs from base 400 to 1098 and encodes 232 amino acids. Lineage: Eukaryota; Fungi; Basidiomycota; Agaricomycetes; Polyporales; Phanerochaetaceae.
GGGGAUGGAGUGCCAUACGCCUUUGUUGAGGCUGCGGUGCGGCCUACUCUAACCAUCCUAAAGGUACGAAACGCGACCGAGCUUUCCUCAGUAGAGACGUGGGUCGAGCUUCUCCGGGAACUGCCUCUCCUCGAACACCUGGAACUUCGAGAUGUACUUUCCGAAUCGCGGCUCUCGCAGGCUGCGCUAUCCGCGAAGCCAGUCGUCCUACGAUCCCUCAAAAUUCUCUCACUCGUAGAGAGCGAAGCUGACGCUGCUCAUGCUCGUCUAAUCAACCAUCUCGCCAUCCCUGGAGACGCGAGGAUACGUUUCUCUGAGGAUCACUCCUGUUCACUAGAGACCGCGCAAUAUGUAUUCGAGUCCCUGGGCUCUAAAACUCGUGGACAGCUUAUUCACCCUAUGUUGACGCAGCCCGCCACGCAUACCAUCGACCUCAGGCUUCGUACAUAUGCUGAAGUCUCCAUCGACAUCUACACCGAACCCGACGUAUUUAUCUGUCAGAGCCUGUCAGAGCCCUGGAAGGUCUCAGAUGGUGUAUCACCGGCCACCACUGUCGCUCUAAGGGGCUGGAACGUGGUCAUCCCUGCGCUGUGUACACACUACCCGCUCGCCGAGCUUCGAGUUCUCCGUCUAACCUCCAAGGAUCCGAUGCAUGGAGCGAUCGAUUGGACUGCUCUGUCCCAGCUCCCUAGCAUCCGGGAAAUGGAGAUUGAGGAUAGUCACUGGUCGGCAGUCGCUGAGCUCUCGGAUUGCCUCGGAGCCCCGCACUCCUUCCCGGCCCUCGAAACUCUCGUCUUUAAUGGCAUCCGAUGGUACAGAACUCAUGGUCUAUCGUUUGGGACUAUCCAGGCACACAAGGACGCGAUUUUCCCCUUGCUCGUGGCUGCGCUGGCCAAGCGACGGACGCAGGGCAGUCCUCUUAAGAGACUUGCGAUCCUCUCUGCGAGGAACCUGAGUGACCCUUGGGCAGGUUACCGGGAAGCUUUGGAAGAGCUAGAGCAGCAGGUUGAGGAGUUGGUGGUGCACCCUCAUAAUUUGGACGAUUCUGAUGGCGCUACUUCCUCCGAAAUUGAGUCAGACGAGUCCGCAGACCUGUAGCUAUCUACUUUAGUAGAGUAUUAGUUCAUAAUCCUGAAAAAGCUUAUUGUACAUACCUUUUCAGUACACUUUACGUCUGAGUCGUCCAAAUAUGUCGGAGCAAAUAACUGCAGCCUCUGAUGACGACAUUUCACGCGGCCGCCACAAAGUCUUCUGUUUCCGCAU